AUGGCCCUUUUCAGAAAAUUUGUCUCUCACCUGAGCUUCUGCUUCUCGUUUGCGAGGCUGCAACCGAUCCAAGUUCGUUAUUGCAACGGUAUCCGAAAUGACUAUCUGGCCAGGGAUGUCAAGGCAAACUUGGAGGUUGAUACCCCAAUAGCGGCUCUCUUCCGAUUGGUGGACCUGGCUUUGGCGGGGCGGUUUCUCUCCUUACGAGAUGAGGUCGAGUUUUUCUGGUGGCGUGCAGUUCCCACUGAAGUGCGCUGGGGCGAUGCUGUCAAGAGCAAGGAGUAUAACAUGCACUACGAGAAACACUUGGAUGCUGACUGGCUCGUACACAACGUGCCCGAUCCCCGGAGUCUGGCAAAGCUUCCACCUCCCUUUUGCGAGCCAGUAUUCAUGCUCAAAGCGCCUACUUCUAAGGAGAUCAACCAGUACAGGCAGCAGCACUCAAAGUACGCUAGCUUGUAUGCAACUGAGGAGGGUUGCAGGCAGUUGCGGAUUGUCAUUGCUGCCGCAUUCGCAGCUGAGCUUUGUGAGGCGUUCAACUGCCGUAUCCAACAUGGUUUGGCCAGGGGCAGGGCAGAUGAUGAUGACCACCUGACUUUUGGACUUGCAAACAAGGGAAGGCUGCAGCUCGAGACUCCUCCAGACUGGGAGAAGGAAGUGGGAAAGCAGCCGGUUGAGGAACUGGGGUGUCUGCGCUUUUUUGGAAUGGGCCCUGAGGAAAGAAGAGUCGGACUGAUCCACUCCGUCAGCAAUCUUUCUUCUUGGCAAGCUGGAUGCGUGAUGGACGAACCGGCGCACUACUUCCGGAAGAUUCUCGAGCGGAUGGAACAAGAGGCGAGCCACCAGACCCGGCUCUUUCUUUCCGACCACUUGUUGCUUAGUACUCAUCGGCAAGCGCGAAAUUAG
Klebsormidium nitens is the source of this 906-nucleotide messenger RNA. The record is from the annotation of a GenBank genome assembly. NCBI's taxonomy places the organism in Eukaryota, Viridiplantae, Streptophyta, Klebsormidiophyceae, Klebsormidiales, Klebsormidiaceae.